AUGGAUAGUGAUUUUCAAAGCAAAUCAUUAGAAAAAAGUGACAAGGAAGCAUUAUUUGGAGAAAGUGAUGAUCUAAGAGUAGGGAUGGAGGUUAGUGAUGAAUCUGAAGCUUACCAGCUCUGCAACACCUAUGCCUUUAACAAAGGUUUUAGUAUUCGCAAGGGGCAUCUUCGAAGAGAUUCGCAAAAUAAAGUCCGGCAACGAGAAUUUUUGUGCUCAAAGGAAGGAUUUCAAGUAGAUGAAGACUUAUGUGAAGCGAAGAAAGUGAGAAGGCUAGAUACAAGAACAGGUUGCAAGGCUGUAAUUCGAUUCACCGUGGAAAAUGGUAUGUGGAAGCUCUCCUACAUCAAUCCAGUUCAUAAUCACGAGUUUGCUAAGCCUGAAGAGCGACAAUUUCUAAGAUCAGGUCGAAAUAUACCAAGUGUUCGUGCAAAUAUCCUUGGCUCUAAGAGUGAUGGGAGUAUAAGACCAGCAAAAUCACAUUCAUACUUGGGAAAAGAGUUUGGCAGUGAUGAGAAUGAUGGAUCUACUAAUAAAGAUUUACCUAAUUGUUUGCAAAGGAGUAAGGAUGAAAUGAUAGAACAGAAUGGACAAAGCUUGAUAAAUUAUUUUAAGCAUAAACAGAUGGAGGAUCCAAAUUUUUUCUACAGUGUUCAAGUGGAUCAAUUUAGUCGAAUCACAAAUUAUUUCUGGAGAGAUGGUAGAUCAAAGUUGGAUUAUGAUUGCUUUGGAGACAUUCCAAAAACCAUUUUCACGGAUGAGGAUAAAGCAAUGGAAAAGGCAAAGGCAAUUGAGACUGUGUUCCCAGAGACACGGCAUCGGUUAUGCAAUUGGCAGAUCUCCAAGAAUGCUACACAACAUCUGGCUAGUCAUUGUGCUGAUCCUGAAUUCAAGAAGCACUUCAACAAAUGCGUUCUUGAUUGUUUUACUGAAGUAGAAUUUCAAAAUUCCUGGGAUGACAUGAUUAAAAUGUUCAACCUUGAAAGCAAUUCGUGGCUGAAGAUGUUGUAUUCAUUUCGAGAGAAAUGGUGUCCUGCAUUUAGCCUAGAUACUUUCUCAGCAAAUAUUGGAUCAAGCCAGAGGGGUGAGAACACAAACACUAUUUUCCAUCAAGUUUCUAGAAAAACAGUGGAUCUCGUUUGUUUUGUACAGCAUUAUGAGCAAAAAACAAAAAAGAUGCGAUUCACAGAGUUGGAAGAGGAUUUUCGUUGUAAAAAUGCUAUGCCUCAUCUUAGAGUAAAUAGUGGUAUCUUUAAGCAUGCAGCUACUGAGUACACUGUCAAAAUGUAUUCAUUCUUUGAAAAUGAGCUUAUGAGUAUUUUUGGGGUGAGGAUGGUAGAAGUUGGUAACGAUGGCAAUCAAUAUAUUUAUGAAGCAAUUGAAGAAGGUCUUCAAAGAGUCUACAUGAUUCAAUACAACUCUACUACGUCCAUGAUUUCUUGUUCAUGUAAGUUAUUUGAAUCCAUGGGGUUGUUGUGCCGUCAUGCCCUAAAAGUACUGGAUUUUAAAAACUAUACAAGCAUACCGACACAAUACAUAGUGAAGAGAUGGACUAAAGGGGCAAAGAAAGGGAUUGUGGUGAGUAAUGAGUUCUGUAAGUCAUCAUAUAGAAAGGCCAAGUCUGCCCAAUCGCUGCGCCUAAGUGAGUUGAUGCAUGAAGGAAAUAAUGUUUUCAGUAUAGGCUCAUUGUGUGAUUCAGGAACGAGGAUUGUCAGACAAAAGUUAGCGGAGACCAUAAAGUUACUGGAAAGUGACGAGGAAACUACCAACAUGCUGGGAAGUUUGAGCAAAGUAGACGACCAAUCUGUUUGUGAUGUGCUUCUUGAUAAUGGAAGUGUGGAAUCCCCCAGUUGUGAUGGCUAA
This is a messenger RNA of Prunus armeniaca (apricot), 1863 nucleotides long. NCBI's taxonomy places the organism in Eukaryota, Viridiplantae, Streptophyta, Magnoliopsida, Rosales, Rosaceae. The record is from the annotation of a GenBank genome assembly.